Notothenia coriiceps (black rockcod) is the source of this 1350-nucleotide messenger RNA. It is a transcript of the gene cunh22orf23, whose product is annotated as chromosome unknown C22orf23 homolog. The record is from RefSeq and is a predicted model, not a curated record. Lineage: Eukaryota; Metazoa; Chordata; Actinopteri; Perciformes; Nototheniidae. Bases 370 to 1044 code for a protein of 224 amino acids. The transcript has 9 exons.
GACUGAGCGAGGCUGGAGAAGGAGCUGAAGGAAGGGAGCGCAGCCUGCGUGACAGCCAUCGAGCACUUUGAUAUACAGACGAUUGUCAGAGACACGAGGCCGAGCAGGCUGCUGUCUCCUCACAGAUAAUGAACUCCUCACGGCUGCUGAUCCCUGAUGAGGAGCCAGCGCUGAUAAAGACCCUCUCGUCCCUCCUCACAGUGACGACUGCACAUGCUCUACACGCAGCCCCUCUAUGAUCUGAACACAUUCGGAAGAGCUUGAAGCUGUUGUUAGUUGCUAUGACAACAUACAUACACUGCCGUUUGUAACCCGGAGGACGACCGACAUUAGGACUUGCUACAGGAGAAAACUUAUUUAAAGUUACAGAUGGAGGCCUCCUCACAGAGCAGAGAUGGAGGACUGUGGAACAAGCCCAGAGCGACCCAGUACAGCCAGCAGACCCAGGACCUGCUGAGACUAAUGAUGCAGGAAUCAAGACUCAACAACCUACAGAGAAAACAGAUCAACCAAUGCCUCAAAAAUGGAGCAGCUUUACCUCUGAACUCUGACCCUACACCAUCAUCUUCACCCGUUCAGCUGAAAACCAGUAAAUGUGUCCAGAAGCGUGUUCCAGGGAAGCCUCAGAGACGCAGCGCUGAGUCCUGUCGCUCGGAUAACAGCUACGUCAGAGAGAAGUUCUGUCCUGGUCCUUCAAGAGACUUGGAGAAAGAGAAGAGGAGGCUUCAGAAUAUUUUGGCAACAGGAGAAGAAGAGCCCAAAGCUUCCCAACAUGUUUCUGCCUGUCGGAACCAAGAGGUCGCUGAGCAGAGAGACCGCUAUCAGAUAGUUGUGGAUGAGAUACAGGAGAGGAGACAGUUCCUGGCAGAGAUGGGCUCACUGGGUCAGGAGAGGCAGUACACCAGCAUCAUCAACUCGGAGAUAUCCCACAGGAUCCGAGAACUGAAGGUGUUGGAGAAGACUCGCAGUCUGACAUUUGAGAGGCAGGUCACAGAAAAAAUGGCGAUAAAAGAGACAGAAGAAGAGAAGACUCACUGCCACUGACAUUUAGUCAUUGCUCAUGAUCUGUAUCACGCACUAAAGUUACAAGAAACAUGAAGGACUUGCAGUAAGUUAUUUUAUUCCUCUGCCUUCCAGUGUCAGUAUGUUUUGUAAUAAUCCUGCUGCUGUUUGAGAACAUGUGGCGCCACAGAAGCCCUUGGUUACAGCCGACAGGACAGGCACAGAGCAGAGACACAACGCAGACUACAGUUCAAAUGGAGGACUAACAGGAACAGAAUGAGUAAACAUACUGACAGUUACAUCAAACAAAUGACGCUGAAAUUAAAUAAAUGGCACGUACAAACAAUA